Messenger RNA from Theileria equi strain WA, 504 nucleotides. RefSeq lists its product as hypothetical. The record is from RefSeq and is a predicted model, not a curated record. Lineage: Eukaryota; Apicomplexa; Aconoidasida; Piroplasmida; Theileriidae. The transcript has a single exon. Bases 1 to 504 code for a protein of 167 amino acids.
AUGGAAACCACGACGAGCGUCGAGUGUUACGUCGCACUCGACGUUGACAGUUCAAGCAGGAAUGAAGACGACUUAAUGCUCUUUGAGGGCCACGGAAGGACCAUCAUCAAACAGUUCGGCGUCGGAAUCAGCCAAGACGGAAGGAACAACCCAAACAGACAACGAGAAACAAAGUCUACGGCCCCCGGAAUGCCAGUCAGUGACAGCAUGGCCAGUAGCAACGGAAUAUCAAGCGCCAGAGUCAGCAACGCAGGCACCAAGACGGCCAUGAGCCUCAGGAAGCUGCAGAAAAACACGCCAGAGGUCAGGGCACAAGCCCAGCUCACACGAGAAACCAGAGGAUACAACUUUAUACUCACACAAGUCGGAAGCCUAACCAUUGGGUCGUGGAGCCAACAAGCCACCGCCAGUUCAAACAAACGCAAAACAGAUGAAACAAAGAACACGGAAGGAGUCCAAAGCAGAAGCAAAAGAAGAACAAACGCUCCACCUGGACGAUCAUAG